GAAGGUCACGUCACGACAUUCAUUCAAGUUUUGUGCGACAUUCUUCGAGUCCCGCUUACGUUAUUCGUGUUUGUAAACUUACACACGCGAAAUUGUUCCUUAUUAUUUUUCUUUUACUCCCUCUCUCUUUGUCUCUCACUUGCUGGUUCGGUUUGAGAAUAGUGCUUUAAAAAACAAUAGGAUCAUGGGUUUGUUAGGUAGUAAAUCAGCACCCGUCAAUAUGAGUGGUCCAGUUGCAGAGUUUGUGAAAAGUGCCAUCGCCAAGGAUAAGGUGGUCAUUUUUUCGAAAACCUACUGUCCUUAUUGUACAAUGGCUAAAGAGCCUUUUAAAAAGCUCAAUCAGGCGUUCGCGUGUUACGAACUGGAUCAGCGCAGCGAUGGAGAUGAAAUUCAGUCCAUCCUGGGUGAAAUGACUGGAGCGAGAAGUGUACCCAGAGUUUUUAUUAACGGAAAUUUCAUCGGAGGAGGAACAGACAUCAAAAAAAUGUAUUCCGAUGGUCGCUUGGAAAAAUUAUUAGUUUAAUUUAUGGACGGAUGCUCUUCUAAAUUGACUGGUAUAGUAACUACGUUUAUUUUUUAUCAAGUUAUUUGUAACUUCUACUUUAAGUAGUUGAAGAAAAUAUACGUGAUAUUAUAACUUCUCAAAGAAAAGACAAAA
Messenger RNA from Wyeomyia smithii (pitcher-plant mosquito), 658 nucleotides. RefSeq lists its product as uncharacterized. Gene Ontology annotation, biological process: cellular response to oxidative stress. The record is from RefSeq and is a predicted model, not a curated record. Gene Ontology annotation, molecular function: glutathione disulfide oxidoreductase activity. Lineage: Eukaryota; Metazoa; Arthropoda; Insecta; Diptera; Culicidae. Gene Ontology annotation, cellular component: cytoplasm. Bases 185 to 523 code for a protein of 112 amino acids. The transcript is spliced from 3 exons.